Messenger RNA from Daldinia loculata, 795 nucleotides. RefSeq lists its product as uncharacterized. The transcript has 2 exons. The record is from RefSeq and is a predicted model, not a curated record. The coding region runs from base 1 to 795 and encodes 264 amino acids. Lineage: Eukaryota; Fungi; Ascomycota; Sordariomycetes; Xylariales; Hypoxylaceae.
AUGGCAGAGACAACAUUCUUUCUCUUCCCCGAAUUGACGCCUGAACUUCGCCACCAAAUUUUGCACGAGACCUUACCGAAACACACUGGGCCGAGUCUAUUCUUCUUCAAAGAAGGAUGUUGGCGCCUAGAACCUGAGAGUCUUGUACCAGAGACAGGCGAUGUGGAAAUGUGCUUCCAUCACGACCUGUUGGACGAUGAUGUCCAAUUUGAUGUACCUCUUUUCUACGUCAGCCGCGAGGCUCGCAUCACUGCGCUGUAUUGGUUCCACGAACAUGGUAUCAAGAUCAAACCACGCGAUAAUGGCCAGCAUAUUUUCGCACGCUCCUUCAACCCCCAGCUCGAUGCAUUAUAUGUCACGCCCGACAGAUGGAACGCAUUCUACCAAGGAGGCUCGAAUGAUAUGGAAGGUGAACCUUUCGUCGUCAAAUCAGAACCUGAGCGUCUUGCUGUGUCUCUAGACUUCUUUUUACGCCCCAUCGUCAUCGACACGUUGCCAGAAGCAAUGCGGUGGUACAACAAAGCUACGGAGCUACUAUUAGUUAUCGGCAAAGAGCCUGAUCAACGAAGGGGACUCGGGCAGUGGGAGUUGCACAUCUCACAAGAUGGGGUAUCCAUCUGGAAUCGCCAUAGCGGCGACUUUGAAUUUCGCGGAACAGGCGAGAAUAACAUCGAAAAUAAGGCUUCUUAUGAUAACGUGAGGGAUGCUCUUAGUAAUGAAGCCUUGUUGAAGCGAUUUGUUGAGAUAGAUAUCCAAACUUUGGAGGUUCGACUUGCACUUACUAUCAGAAGAUAG